Molecule: messenger RNA, 7278 nt
Organism: Lytechinus pictus (painted urchin)
Lineage: Eukaryota; Metazoa; Echinodermata; Echinoidea; Temnopleuroida; Toxopneustidae
Exons: 33
Coding region: 658-4776 (1372 amino acids)
Biological process (GO): monoatomic ion transport; transmembrane transport
Cellular component (GO): membrane
Molecular function (GO): protein binding; monoatomic ion channel activity
Source: RefSeq, a predicted model, not a curated record
AACGAAAAAAUUCCUAAAAAUGAAGGAGAAAAGUACUCGAGAAUCGGAGAGGCAGAGUGCCGUGGAUGAGGGAGGAUCUCGUGAAUUGGAAGAAUGGGGGAAGGGGGAAGGAAAAUCCCAACGCAUCCAUUAUCAUCCCCGGUUAUCGAUUAUCAGAUGCCUGUUCAUGAACUUUAUUUUGAAUAAAUCAACUUGUCUGGAAAAUGGAAUCCUGAUUAGUCCAUCUUUGUCAGAAACUAUGGUCGCAAAAACGGGGUAAUAAUGACAUAAUGUGGGGCGCCUGUGUACACACAUAACGAACAAACCGGAUCUUACCACCAGCAGAGCGAGGGGCUAAAAGAGUCUACUGCCCGCUGAGGGGUAAUAAUAGAGCUCCAGUGAAGUAUCCAACGCGAAGCUUGGUGUUACCAACGAAAGAAAGGAAGCAGAUUAUCACAUUUUACGAACAUAUUCUGGAAUAAUAUGGAUGUAUAAAGGAUCAUAAGUGUUGUUACAUACAUCGAGAACAUCGAAACGAAUAUUCACCAAUUGGAGUAUUAACAUGGAAAUGACUUGAGGCUUGACUUUUCUCGUGGAUAGAUGAAUGCAUGAUCAAGCAUCAUGUAGUUUGUCUUCUAGUGUUGGCAAUCUCCAUGUGAGGUCCAUGGACACAUCUUGAUGAAUUAUAGUGGAACAUUCCAACUAAACCGACCUAAAAGAGUAAGACGGCAAACAGUAAGCGGGGACAUGGAUGAAAGUGCGGAGGAUGACCAAAAGCAAAGGGAGGAGAUGGAGGAGGCGUAUCGUAAGAUGUUGAUGGAGCUUGAGAGUGAUGAUGAUGAGGAGGAAGAAGGGCCAGUCCAAGUGGAGAAGGAAAGGAAGCCUCAACGAGAGGUGAAAGGGGCGGACGAUAAGCGUCCACUCUUGAAUGAAUCGUUGGGUGGAUCAUUGGGGAUCUCACUCAUAGAGAGACAUAGCACUCCGCCUCCACCAUCCAUCGUCGUGAUGGAGGAUAAACCAGAUGUAACUAUUACAGUUGAUGAACCCAAACAGGAGCAACAAAAUGUUCUCACUGAUGAUAGAAAGAACUCUUUACCUAAUGGUGGUAGGAAUUCUCCUCAUGGAAGAACUUCACCUAAUGGGAGGAGCUCGCCAAAUGGCCCAACCUCACCAACUUCACCUAAUGGUAGGGCUUCGCCUAUUAAUGGGAGAACUUCUCCUCUAAAGAACAACAGGGUUGAACCUAUUAAUGAGAAACAGUUACCUCAUGAAAUGCAUACCAACAAAAACAACAACAUCCAUUCCUUUCUGACGGACAACACGCAGGCGUUUGAGAAGCCCCAUCAGACAAGCAAUGGGAAGGUUUCGACUCCUGAUAGUGGCGUUGAUUCGUUGGGUUCGGAGAAGAGAUCCUCUGUAAAAACAAUUAGUGAUUCCAGUGAGAAAUCCAGAAAAUCUAGUCAUACAAAUAAAGUUUUUGUGAGAACAUUCAAGCAGAGAGCUAGUCAAGAGAACUUUGCAUUGUAUGGACUUCUUACUCCUGCCUUAGUCCUGGUACCAAAGAUCGAUGGGCAUGAUGCCCUGACCGAGACGUUUACUGAGUUGAAGGGAGAAGAUCGUGAAUUGAAGCUGGCAGCAGCUCAUAUUGAUGAUGCAAUCAGUGGAAGGGGAAAAUAUGGCAAAGCUAGAGCUUUCUUUAAGUCUAAGCAGGGAAGAUGGUGCUUCAAGAUGAUCAACAACAAGUAUUUCAAGUAUCUAGUAUUGUUAAUGGCUACAGUUCAUCUUAUUCUCACCUUUUUUGAACCACCCUCUUCAAUGUCAACAUCACCUGCCAUUCUUGCAAUAACUCCAUUAUGUAUCUUAGUCUAUGCUGCUGAUGUAGGGGUUCAUAUGGGCUUCUUAUCUUGGCCUGUAUUUUGGUCAUUAGAUGAAAACAGAUGGAUAAGGAGAGAGCUUGUAUUCACCUGUAUGUAUAUCAUAGACUAUGUGAUGUUGGUCACACAAACUUUUGUAGAUGUGCGUUUGGCUCAACCAUUUCGAUGUCUGCGGGCAGCCAUCAUUCUGUGCAAGCUGAACAACGUACAACACAUCUGGGAUGUUGUUAUGUCAAUUGUUAUUAAACUGGGAAAGGUAUUUGUCAUCAUUAUUGUAUUCAUCAUCUUGUUCUCUGCUAUUGGAGUACAUCUAUACACAGACACAUAUCACAACAUAGAACAAGAAUCUUCAAACUGUACAGGCAACUCAACAAAUGUAUAUGUUGGAGCCUUUGAUCAUGUUGGUAUUACAUCUCUGAGGUUAUUUGUGCUACUAUCUACAGAGAACUAUCCAGAUCUAAUGAUUCCAGCAUAUGCAACAAGCCAUUGGAACUUCCUCUACUUCGGAAUCUUCCUUUUUGUUGGUGUUUUCUUUCUCACUGCCAUCAUGCUAGCUAUCAUUGUGGAUAGCUACUGGUCAUUCGCCAAGAAGCAUGUGAAGAAAGAGAGAGCAAGAGAGAGGGCAGAAUUAGCUAAAGCUUGGAAUCUUUUGGAUCCUCUUGGUCAAGGGAGUCUCCCAAAGGAUGAUGGGAGAUUCUUGAAACUCCUCAGAAUUCUCAAACCACAUCACACAGAAGAGAUGAAUCUCCAGCUGAUUGACUACUUAGAUCAUAAUGAUGAUGGUCAGAUAGACUCAUUACAGUGGACUAUAAGACUCAAUGAAGCUCUCUCAUUUGAAUUUGAAGAAGAUAAAUUUUAUGAUAUGGAUACCAAUAGUUCUAAAUAUGUGUAUGCCAUCCAGUCAUUCAGCCAAAAGAUUGUCAGAUCAAGCAUUUAUUCAAAGAUAGUGCUUGUUCUCAUCCUUCUCCACAGUAUCCUCUUCUGUUUGAAGUGGCAUGACAUGGAUGAAAUGGCUCGAAUGACCAUCCAGAUCCUUAAGACUACCAUUUUAUCCAUCUUUGCAGUGGAAGUCUUGCUUCGCAUCAUGUCAGAAGGAAAGAACCUGAUGCAGGUUGUAGAGAUCUUGGAUAUUAUCUUGAUUGUAAUAGGUUUAGCAUCCAACAUACCUAUCUACUUCAUACCACCCAACUACUAUGGUUUAUGCAACAUUAUUUCCGGCAUUGCUGUGACAUUCCGGUUGGGCUUCAACUCAGCUCAGACCAAGAAAGUUGUGAUCCUCUUCUCAACCAAAGUAUUUACUGUCAUGUUUGAUCUGAUCAUCCUUGUCUUCAUCAUUAUCUUCUUUGCAUCUGUGCUGGGAUGGGAGUUGUUUUAUGGUAUUACUCCAGAUACAAGCUAUGAUGCAGGGGUGUACAGCUAUAACUGUGGUAUUGGCUUCGAUUCUUUCUCAUGUUCAUUGUUGAUGGUGUUUCAGAUCGUAACCACAAGCAACUGGCAUGAGAUUAUGAAUGCUGCAAUGGUUGCUACAACACAAUGGGCAUGUAUCUACUUUGUUGGUUGCUUUACAACUAUCAAUCUGGUUGUCAUGAAUUUAUUUGUUGCCAUUGCUAUUGAAGCAUUCAAUAAGCUUGGUACAGAGAAAGAGACAGAAAAGGAAACAAAUCAAGAGAAGACUGACAAUCAGGAGGAAAGUUUCGCUGGUUCAGCAAUGACAUUCAUCAACAACCUGUUUGAAAGCUCAAGGACCGAGCAGGAAAAGGAGAAACUUUCUCAGAGGCCAACAGGCAGUCCAAGAAUGAGAAGACCCAGUAGAGUGAGUGUUACUUCUACCUUUGGUGCUUUCCCUGGUUCUCCUCCUAACCUACUUGAUGUGCCUCAGUAUCCUAAAAUUCCUGUGAUUCAGGAAGAGGAAGAAGAACAAGAGGAGGAUCUCAGUGGAUUAAGCAGAGAGGAAAGAAAGAAGAGACAGAUGAAGAAAAGAAGAGAGAAAAGAAAGAAUAAAGUGAAGACAAUGAUCUUUGUUAUGACAGCGUUCAGGGCCACCAAAGAUUCUGAGCUGAACCUCAAUGUCGGAGAGGAAAUAGAAGUUGUUGGCAAGCAAGAUGAAUGGUGGGAAGGACGCAAGGACAAUGAAGAACAGGGAUGGUUUCCUGCAUCUCAUGUCAAAGAGAUAUCAAGAAGUCAACCUCCCCCAGUUCCAACUCCUUUUGCACAGCGCCCUCAUGUGACCCGUAAGGCAACGCAGGAAAGCAUCAAGUCUGGUAGCUUUAGUGAAACAGAUUUCUUCCCAUUGAACACAGCAUUGAAUUCUACCCAGGAUAGACUGAUGUCAACCUCAGGAUCUACAAACAGCCUCGAUUCUACAGCAAAGAGACCAAAGCUGAAAUUAAAGAACACAUCAGGAGGAAACUGGAGGAAAGAAAUUCUAGGAGAUAUCACUGUUAUGAACCCGCAAGAGCUGAAGGAGUUGAAUAAGAUCCUGAAAUCACAACACACAAUGAAUGCCAAGUCACACAGUUUAGGAGGUAGUUUACGAAGACAAGCUGCCAUAUCAGAGAGCAUAGAGGAAGAAAGUGAGCCAGCAUCUAAUAUUCCACCUCCUCCUAUAAUCAGUGUCCAGCAUGCACCAGCGAUUCCUCAGAUCAUUGAGGAGGAAGAAGAACCAGAAGAACCAGAUAAAGGUGAUAGUGGCAAUGAAGGCGAUACUGAAAACACACUGACUGUUGAAAAACCAGAACUACCAAAGGAAUUGAAGAAGAAAAAAAACAAGGAGCAGACUAAAAAUGGAGAGAUGCCAUCUUGGGCGACAAAGUUUCUCCAAUCUAAUAACAUCAAGGCAUCCGUGGAUCUUGGCUCUAAUGAGGCUCAGUCUGGAUCUUCAGAUGAGAAAGAAAAACCUGUCGUUGCAGAAGAUCAAGUAUAGCAGACCUUGUCCUAAAGCUAAUUAAGGAUUCAGAUAUGUAGAUUGCAAUUAAAGUCACAAAUUCUAUUAUAAAAUUACAUGUACAUGUAAGUGAUAUGGGGGAGGGGUGAUAGGCACAAAUUUAAUCAGACAAGACUACCGUACACAUUUAUAGGUGCCUUCUUUAUUAAAAUGUUUUUAGAAAAUAGAAAUUCAGUUUAAGGAGUAAAUUUUUCACCUUUUUAUUAAUAUUUAGAGACUGGAAAUGGCUUUCGGGGACUCUGAAUGUCCACUCAUAUCUGUUAACCUUGGAUUAUGUCAAUUGGCUAUAAUUUUCAUAUCUUCUGAAAUUUGUGAAACAACUAAUUCAGUAUUUUCCAUCAAUAUGGCAAACAUCCUUUUAAUUGUAAAUGCUAUCAAUCAUUAUUGAUGAACAAUGUGGUAAUGUGUAAAUAGUACAGCUAUCCCAGUGAUACAUUAAUGAAUGAAAAUUACUGCAUGUUGUAAAAGACCUGUGAUUAUAAUGCAAUAGUCCCACUUGAUUGUUAUCUGUUAAUAUUUUUAGUUCAUUACUUGUAAAUUAAUUACAGCUGUUCUUUUAUUGGAUAUAUGACAUCUUGUUAUCUAAAUAAUAAUCUUGAGAUUUGAUCCAAUGAUUUUCUAAUGUUUUAUAUGUUUGGAUGUUUUGAAGCAGAUAUAAAUGAUGUAGUGAUAAUAUGCAAUGAUUAUGAUCCAAUGAUAGUGUGUGAUUUUUUUUAAGGCAAUGAUGAAAUGAUUUUGUAAUAAUUUAACAAAGUAUUCAUGUGCUGCAUUGCAACCAUGUGAAUGAUAUGAUGAAAAUCUUCCUUUUUAUGCAAAGCUAGCAUAUUUUUAAGUGAUUCAAUUGGAGAAUACCCUGCAAUUUUGGGAUUUGAGAACUGCAUUGAAAUGAAACAUGAAUUUAAGUGUAACUUGCUUUUUAUAGCUUUGCGAUAUUACUGUACAUUGUAUAUAUGGUUUUGUAAGAAUAAAUCUCUAUUAUGCCUUCUUUAUUCCAUCCAGCACUCCAUUCAGAAUGUUCAGUCCAGCCUAUAUUCACGUGUGCUUCUUUUAUUGUAAGAUAUUGAAUUUACUUGGUUAUGAACUAUGAUGUAAACAAUAUCAAAUGCAUUCAUAAAUUUGUAAGAUAUAUGCAAGAUGUUUAAUAUGAAUGUGGUUUGUACAUUUUGUGUUUUUCUAUUAUAAAUUAAUGAAUUGAAGAUAUUGUGAUUUGAUGACUUUCUAACUUCUGGUCUUUCAAAUGAAUUUGUUUUUAGCAGAUGAACAUUCCCUAGCAGCAAUAUUCCUAUACCUCCUCACAUUAUAAAUACAAUGAUCAUACCUCUUUAUGAUGCUGAUGAUGACAGUGGUGAUGCUUUUUUUUUCUAUAAUUUCACAUCUAGUUAGUCACAAAAAUCAGUCAUAUAUGUAAAAUGAUUGUACAGGUUAUGAGAAUAUUUAUCUUCAUGGAUUAGGUUGAUUCUGGGUUUUAGUGUGGUAUGUUCACAUGUUUGGUUGAACAGGAGGUAUUUUGUUUGUAAGAGUUUGGGCGCGAUCCAAUAUGAUCUGGAGACAUGAAGGUUUGUGACUGAAGGGAAGAAAAGAUUAUCAUUAAUUGUUCUAUGCACAGCUGCAUCAGUUAAUGUUAUUCUCUUACAAACAUCUACUUGUUAUGCCAUACAUUGACAUGUAACACAUAGAACUUCCUAAAUUCAGUCCUGAUAAAAUGAUUUGCAAAAUAUGUAGUUUCAUUUCAAACUGAAUAUUAAGAUAAAAGGUAGCUUACUCAAGUUUCCAAGUAUUGUUUCAACGUUCUCAGCAUACACGUACACAUUAUUGUUGAAUUAGUAUCUAUAUGUUUACUAUAACAACUGUUCUGUUGACGACUGAUUGAGAACUGCUAUCUUCACUUAACUGCUAAUGUAUAGAGAAUGAAUAUUUUGUAUACCCAAAUGCUCUGAUGCCUCAAUUAUAAUAUUAAUUUCUUUGAAAAACAUAUUUCCACCUGAAUAACAUGGAAUUUGUAAUUAUGAUGAAUAAAAAACUGGGUCUAUAGUCCAAUUCAAACACAUUACUUUUUCAAGUUGACAUAGCUUUGAUAUAUUUCCAAAAAUGAGCCUCAAUAGAUUAUGAAUCUAUUUUUAUACAUUGCCUGUUGCUAUGUCUGCUAAACCUUUUUUUAUAUCUUUCUUAUCAGGAUUUUAAAAAUAUCUUUUACUUUAUGACCAUUAUCAGUUCACUGUCAGAUUCUAUUUAUGAAAUAACCUACCAAUUUAUCACCAAAAAAACUUUUCUUAAUUGAAUAUUUACAACCUUCCUUUUGAUUCAACAGGGACAGCAUUGUGUACAUUGCAUGUAAAUUUUUAUUAAUUUUUUAUUUUGAGAUAAAGUAUGAUGAAUGCAGACUUAAUGGGUAAUUUCCUCUUGCUUCCCCCAAUGAUCCAAAUGUACAAGACACAAAAUGUAAAUAUGUAACUGAAGAAUAAAUCUAUCAUGUUAAUAUCA